Sinocyclocheilus anshuiensis is the source of this 2918-nucleotide messenger RNA. RefSeq names its product anoctamin-7. Lineage: Eukaryota; Metazoa; Chordata; Actinopteri; Cypriniformes; Cyprinidae. The coding region runs from base 224 to 2884 and encodes 886 amino acids. Gene Ontology annotation, molecular function: protein dimerization activity; chloride channel activity. The transcript has 24 exons. The record is from RefSeq and is a predicted model, not a curated record. Gene Ontology annotation, biological process: calcium activated phospholipid scrambling; chloride transmembrane transport. Gene Ontology annotation, cellular component: plasma membrane.
UUUAUCCUGCAGCUGCUCUGGAGUCUUGGAAAGAGCCACUUGAAAUCUUUUGGAAAAGCUUUUAAAUAUAAAGUCACCAUCUCUGAGCUGAGGAGAACUGGAGCAGCAACGGUCAACCAAUGCAGAAAGGAGGAGAGAGACUGAGGAAGGAAACUACAGAGGGGCAGAAGGUUCUCAGAUUGGCAGUCAGAAAACACAGAGGUGAACUGGCUGUUUUGGGAUAAUGAUGAAAAGGAAGAAGAAUUUAGUGGAGGACAGCUCCACACUUAUCGCCCUCUCGGACCAUCCUGAACAAACCUACGGGAGCAUGGAGAUGAGUGCGGCACCUCAGGAAAACAUGAACGUGUUCAGUGAUGGGGUCACCCGGAUCGAUUUUGUCUUGGUGUGGGAGGAAUUUGUGAACCCCCUGAAGUUUGCAGAAUCAGAUGAAGUAUCGUCGGGUUCCUCGCGUGACACUCACAGGAAGUGGAGGACAGAGUUUCUUUCCAGACUCCGGACUGCCGGCCUUCAUCAGGAGACGAAAGAGGUUUUACAGGGAAAAACAAAGACUACUUACGUCCUUCUGAGUGCGCCCUGGAAUAUUCUGUGUUAUUAUGCUGAGGAAAUCAGCCUUCGAGUACCAUUACAGGUUGUGACAACUCCAAUAUCAAACUGGUCUGAGAAGAUCCUAGAAAAACUGCAUAUCCCAAACAUAAUGGCACAAGAUGUACCCAACCUUCCACCGGACUACUACACCUGCCAGUUCCACACCAAUAAACUAGAGAGGUUUCUUGGUCAUGAAAACAAGGAUACGUUUUUCAAGACCACACAGAGGCAUCAGAUACUGUAUGAGAUAUUAGCCAGGACUCCAUAUGGAUCGUUGACUAGAGGGGAGGUUGGCAUUGGCAGGCUGGUUAGUGAGAAUGUUCUCACUGCUGCUUUUCCUUUACAUGAGGGUCCAUCUGAGAUGCCGAAGACUCCAAUAGAUCCACAGUCUCUCAACAUGAGACAGAUCCUGCAUCACUACUGGGCUCGCUGGGCUUGCUGGAGGAAGUACCAACCUGUGGAUCACAUUCGUGAAUACUUUGGCGAGAAGAUAGCACUCUACUUUGCAUGGUUGGGUUUCUACACAGGCUGGUUAUUACCAGCAGCAGUAGUGGGUUUUAUUAUUUUUCUGUUUGGUAUCUGGCUGAUGAUCACUGAUGUGGCAGCAGAAGAGCUGUGCUCCAGUGGAGACGCCUUUGUCAUGUGUCCACUAUGCAACAUCUGCAGCUACUGGAACCUCUCCAGCAUCUGCUAUACUUAUAAGGCAGGCUUGCUAUUUGACAAUGGAGGAACUGUGUUCUUCAGUAUAUUCAUGUCUCUGUGGGCCGUCACCUUCCUGGAGUACUGGAAACGCACAAGCUCCAUACUCUCCCACCGAUGGGACUGCUCCGAAUUUGAAGAAAUAGAGGAGAGGCCAAGACCAGAAUUCACAGCACUGGCGCCCAUGACGGUUCGUAAUCCUGUGACUGGGGCUGAAGAACCCUAUUUCCCAGAGACUCAACGACUGAGUCGUACUCUAACUGGUAAUAUGGUCAUCAUUCUAAUGAUUGCCAUUGUUUUGAUUUUCCUAAUAGCCAUUAUCCUGUAUCGAACUAUCCUAAGCAUCAUUAUCUACAGAUCGCAGAAUGCCUUCUUCAUAUUUUCCGCUGGAAGGAUAGCUAGCCUUACUGGUUCUAUGCUAAAUUUGCUGGUUAUUCUGUUGUUGUCACGUCUCUACACUUACCUGGCACAAAUUCUGACACGAUGGGAAAUGCACCGCACCCAGACCAAAUAUGAGAAUGCGUUCAUCCUCAAGGUCUUCAUCUUCCAGUUUGUCAACUUCUACUCAUCUCCUGUUUACAUUGCUUUUUUCAAGGGCAGGUUUGUUGGAUACCCUGGAAACUAUAACACACUCCUAGGAAUCCGAAAUGAGGAUUGUGGUGCCUCUGGAUGUCUCAUUGAACUAGCUCAAGAACUGUUAGUUAUUAUGGUAGGCAAACAGGUCAUCAGCAACAUCCAGGAAUUUGUCUUGCCUAAAUUAAAGACAUGGUGGCACAGGAGGAAGCUGAAGCCAGCUCCCAGUCAGGAGGUGAUUGAUGAACCAGACAGGCAGCCAGAGCUCAGCCCAUGGGAAGCAAACUAUCAGUUGCUGGUGUGUGAGGGGCUGUUCGAUGAGUAUCUAGAGAUGGUUCUGCAGUUUGGCUUCAUCACCAUCUUUGUAGCAGCCUGUCCCUUGGCUCCAUUGUUUGCUUUGAUAAAUAAUUGGGUGGAGGUGCGUCUCGAUGCCCAGAAGUUUGUGUGUGAGUACCGCAGGCCUGUCGUGGAAAGAGCACAAGACAUUGGCAUCUGGCUGACCAUCCUAAAGUUCAUUUCCUACCUGGCUGUCAUCAGUAAUGCUUUCCUGAUUGCCUUCACGUCUGAUUUCCUGCCGCGGCUCUAUUAUCGCUACACUACAGGCAGCAUGAGAGGAUACAUCGACUUCACCCUCUCAGCGGCCCCUGCAAACUUCACCCAAAGCCACAUGACAUGCAGAUAUCGAGGCCUCAGGGAUGAUAAAGGGCAGCCCACACAAGAUUACUAUCAUCUGCUGGCCAUUCGACUGAGUUUCGUCAUUAUAUUUGAGCAUGUUGUUCUCCUGAUUGGUCGUAUUAUUGACUGGAUGGUGCCAGAUAUUCCAGAGGAGGUGGAAAUUAAGAUCAAACGAGAGCAUUACAUGGCCAAAGAGGCACUGGCUGAAAAUCAGUCAUUGAGUAGAACCGUUCUUGAAGAAAUGGAGAGGCAAGUCUCUGAGCUGCGAUACAGAGGAAGAACACAGAGUCCUAACAACAUCUCGUCUCCCUCCAGUCCGUCUCCUGAACAUGAAGACAAACCUACACUCUGAUAUUUGACUCUUUUUAUAAACCAAUCUACAAUGU